CAGACACAAAAGCAACUGUACAACAACACAACGUUGAAAACAACGACUUUGAACAACUCCAUUCGCCUCUCCCCGUUGAAACACCCGGAAGUCUCGCUAUCUUUUCCUCCAGCGACGCGGAAUUCGGGCAACGGAGAAAAUCUAUUAACCCGGAUUUCCCCAUUGCCCGCCUCAAAUCCAGCGAAUUCAAUUUCCCCGCUGGAAUUUUUGUAUUCGAAGCUCCACAUAUAUUAGCAAGUCGAUUCUUGUCAGAGUUUCGGUUUUGCCGGGGUUGUGUUUGGAGAAAGAGAGAAAUGGGGACUCCGGCGUUUCCGAAUCUUGGAAAGCACUGUAGCGUUGAAGAUUGUCGCCAGAUCGAUUUCUUGCCCUUCACCUGCGAUUGCUGCCGCCUGGUUUUUUGUCUUGAGCAUCGGAGCUACAAUAGACAUCGAUGUCCCAAAGCCAACAAAAAUGAUGUAACUGUUGUCAUCUGCCCCCUCUGUGCUAAGGGCGUCCGCCUACAUCCUGAGGAAGAUCCAAAUAUUACUUGGGAAUCACAUGUAAAUACAGAAUGUGACCCGUCUAACUAUGAGAAGGCCACAAAGAAAAAGAAAUGCCCUGUGCCUCGAUGCAGAGAGAUGCUGACAUUCUCAAAUACAAUCAAGUGUAGGGAUUGUAGCAUCGAUCAUUGUUUGAAACACAGGUUUGGACCUGACCACAGCUGCCCUGGACCUAAGAAACCUGAAGCAUCGUUUCCAUUUAUGGGCUUUCGAAGUAAAAGUGUAAAAGACCAGCCGAAGCAAGCUGCAUCUACAUCUUCAUCGAACUGGACAUCGGGUUUCCUCAAGCUAGCUUCAUCAUUUCGUGCUACAGCUGAAGCUGGUAUUUCAAGAUUGAGCAGCGAAUUUAAUCAAGAGCCAAGUACAAAUAGAACGAUCCAGAGCAGCAGGGGCAGUACCAGCAACCGUGGAAGUGCAAGUGGGCAAGUGGAAGCUUGCCCUCAUUGUAAGUUACGAUUCUCUACAGUAGGAGCUCUGGUGGAUCAUGUGGAGAAAGUCCAUGAGCAGAAUGGGGUGAUGAAGGUGACACUUGAUAUCUGCCCGAAAUGUAGUAAAGGAUUCCGUGAUCCUGUUGCCCUUGUAGAGCAUGUAGAAAAAGAUCACGGUGGUGCAUCAAAAGCUUAAUGAGACGAGGAACUUAUGUCUGGAACUAUGCACAGUAUUGUUUUACCAAACUACAAUUUGUUUCAAGGCUUGCGGGAGAGCUGCUAAGCAUAUAACAAGUGUGUCCUUUCAACAUAAAAGAUUCCAAGUUUCAUGUCCGAAAUAAUUAUUACCGAAUUUGUUUGGUCUUCUUUUUCAGUAUUCUGAACUUGAGAUCCAAGAGUUCCCAAGAAUUGUGUUGAGCUUGAAGACAAGUUGAGAUGUAAAUAACAUUGUACAACAUAGAUUGUCACAUUUUUGUUGGCUUUCUUUGUCAUUGGAACCUCUAGGUUGACCAUCAUGUCAAUAGAAUUCAUCAGAGUACAGUGAGAAUAGGACUGAAUGAUGCAGAUGGUGAGGUUGCAGAGAUUUCUCUUCAAUCUUCACAUUAUCAACAUUUUAAUUCUUAUUCAUUGUGAAGUUAUCUUUUUGAGAUAAAAUUUGUCUUUUAGACU
Messenger RNA from Sesamum indicum (sesame), 1636 nucleotides. RefSeq names its product zinc finger AN1 and C2H2 domain-containing stress-associated protein 13. NCBI's taxonomy places the organism in Eukaryota, Viridiplantae, Streptophyta, Magnoliopsida, Lamiales, Pedaliaceae. Gene Ontology annotation, cellular component: cytoplasm. The record is from RefSeq and is a predicted model, not a curated record. Gene Ontology annotation, molecular function: zinc ion binding.